CUGUUUGGUGACCAGCCGGGCAGGCUGCAGGCAGCGCAAUGCCACGGGGGAGCUGCAGGCAGGGGCGGUGGGAUCCUGGUGCACCAUGAGCCUCGGGUCUGGCCCCGCUCCAGGCCGAUGAGCACUCCGCCCACCGCCCUCUGUUUGCCUCCGGGCCUCGGCUGAGAAGGCAGCAGCGCCCGGACAAGGAACUCGAGGACGGCGCAGGGCCAUCCCUCUCCCAACACGCGACGGAGCAGCAGCCCCAUCCACAACGCCGCUCCCGGCCUUCCAAGGAGUCCGGACCCGGGCCGCCACCGUCACCUCGGCCGCUGCCGUCGCCAUCGCCCUGUUCCCCCGCCCCCACCAUGGCCGAGGAGCUCUCUGCGGCCACGUCCUACACCGAAGAUGAUUUCUACUGCCCGGUCUGUCAGGAGGUGCUCAAGACGCCGGUGCGGACCGCGGCCUGUCAGCACGUGGAGGAAAUGGAGAUUCAGUGUGGUUUAAGUGUAUUGCCUAACAUCACACAGCUACUAAAUGGCGAAGCCAGGAUAAGAUGCAGUUCGUCCUUUGUACCAUGCUUCAUCUGUUUCUGUAGAAAAUGUUUCCUGACAGCAAUGAGAGAAAGUGGAGUACAUUGUCCCCUGUGUCGUGGAAAUGUGACUAGAAGAGAGAGAGCAUGUCCUGAACGGGCCUUAGACCUUGAAGAUAUCAUGAGGAAGUUUUCUGGUAGCUGCAGAUGCUGUGCAAAACAGAUUAAAUUCUAUCGCAUGAGACAUCAUUACAAAUCUUGUAAGAAGUAUCAGGAUGAAUAUGGCGUUUCUUCUAUCAUUCCAAACUUUCAGAUCUCUCAAGAUUCAGUAGGGAACAGUAAUAGAAGUGAAACAUCCACAUCUGAUAACACAGAAAGUUACCAAGAGAAUACAAGUUCUGGGCAUCCCACGUUUAAGUGUCCCCUGUGUCAAGAAUCAAAUUUUACCAGGCAGCGUUUACUGGAUCACUGUAACAGUAAUCACCUAUUUCAGAUAGUUCCUGUGACAUGUCCUAUUUGUGUGUCUCUUCCUUGGGGAGAUCCUAGCCAGAUUACUAGAAAUUUUGUUAGUCAUCUAAAUCAAAGACAUCGGUUUGAUUAUGGAGAAUUUGUGAAUCUUCAACUAGAUGAGGAAACCCAAUAUCAAACUGCUGUUGAAGAAUCUUUUCAAGUAAACAUCUGAAGGCUGUAUACAUCUCUGCAUCUUUGUACCUGCAAGUGCCAUCUUUAAGGGGAAAACUACAUGAAGUCACUGUUUCAAUAACUUGAUGUGUAUAUUAAUAAAAGUGAUUCAGUCUAUUAUUUUAGUUUUUUGAUUGAAAAAUAAAGGUAGGCCAUCUAAAAACUUCAUCCUCUUGAUAAGUUAAAAAAUGAAAGUUAUGACAUUAGCUUUGAAAGCAAAAAAAGAUUAUAUUUCACUAAUGUAAUGGUGAAAAGGGAAUCCCUGUUGUACCUUUUCUUUUUUUAUAUUACAUAUUCUUGAGUUUUUCAUUAUGUUGCUUUUGAAAUUUGGUACAUUUCCUCCCAUUUACUUUAUUGUACACAGAUAACACACAGUAGCAAAUUCUGAAAGAUGUGAUUGAUGUAAACCUAACAAAUCUGAGCCAGUUGUCAGAGUCACAAAAUAGAAACUUGAAGUACUAAAUGGAACAAUCCAAAGGAAAUUUUUAAAAUACAGAUUCUAGCUGAAGAAUUCAACUAUAAGAAAAUUGUAUUUAUAUAACGUUUAAUAUUUUUGAAGACUAGUGAGAUUUCUGUAAUAAUUUUAACUCGUUACAAAGUUAAAGCUCAUUGUAAAGAUACUUUCUGUCUGCUAGUAGAAGGAAAUACCAAGAGAAAAAAUUUAUUUCUUUGAUGGGCAGUUGGUGAUUUCUGUCUUGUUUUACUAAUUUGUAAACUUGGACUAUGCUAAGCUGAAUAACAGCUUAACCUCAGAAUUUUCAGUAGCCAGUAUUUCUGAUUAGCUGAGAUGAAACUUGUAUUAGGAACUUUCAGUUGGUGAUACUAUAUUCUACAGAUAUAUUUAAAUGAGAAGUUUAGUUCAUCUCAGUUUAGAAAUUCAUUCAAAGCUAAAGAUAUAUACACAUAUGUGUACAGUUUGUCAGGUUAUAUACAGAAUUUCUAUUAAGGAUUUUAAAAGUAGACAAGUAAUAGAUUGAAGUGUUCAUCUGUUUUGAUUAAAAUUUUGUAUAUCAAAAUGUUUAAAAAGUGAGAGUCACAUGCUAACUGAUCUAGUUGGCUGCUAUUACACCUUAAAAAUUGAGUUUACACAGACACACAAUUACCUAUUUAUAUGGUGCUCAUUUGUUAUUCUCAAAGACAAUGCGUGACUAUGAAGUAGUGAGACAGAUUCUACCAGCCACCCUGUUUUGCUACUUUUUAGUCAAACAUGGGUUUGUUCUUAGUAUUCAUUAAUAAGAAUCAUAAAGCAUUUUUUAGAAGGCUUAAAUCAGAAUAAAGGAUGAAGAGUGGGUUAGCUGACAUUCCUUACUAAUAUACAUUGUUUAUGCUUUCUUUAAAAUAACUAAAAGAACAUAAAAAUCUCAGAAGUAGUUUGCUGCUAAUAUAUACAUAUAUUGUCUAAAAAGGUAUAUUUUGGUUUUGUUAAAACCCUUGUUGACUUUUCUACAGUGGACAUUUUUUAAACUUGAUUUAAUAAAAAUAUUAAUUUUGGAAGUGGAGUUUUGUAAAAGCCUUUUUCAAUCAAACAGUAAUGACUUUAUGUAUAGUUGUAACAAUCUCAAAAAAAGCCAUACAUCUUAACAUAUGCUUUUGUUCUGUCAUUUUAAAGAGUGAUGUUUACUAUGUGCUUGAACAUUUUCUCUGCAGUUACAUAAGAAUAUCUGUAUAAUGAACUCUUUUUAAAGAGACUUUUGACCAUAGUUUUUUCUAAUUUAAAGCAAUAACUUUAGUAAUUUCUUUCAAAGUUUAAUAUGUCCAGUAUGUCAAAUUAAAACCAUUUUGGGACUUGAGAACUUUAAGGGAAAAUUGUAGUAGAGAUCAUCUUGAUGAAAUUGUAUUUUGAAGUUUUGUGGAAAUUGAGUUAAAUACUAAGUUUUGUGUGUCUCACAUAUAAGCUUUUUUAUAAGGAAAAUUAUUUGCUUUUAUCUGGGAACUCAUUAUAGAAAUGAUUGUUUAAAAUCUCUCCUUUUGUCAGUCCAUUGGUGAUAGGGAUAGGCUAUAGAGAUUUAAUUUAUGGAAAUUAAAUUUAUGGAAAAAAGUUAUUUUUAAUAUUGUAACUAAGUCAGGAUAAAGGUUGGAAACUCUGUUGAUACUCUGAUAACCUAAAUUUCACAAUACCACUUAGGAAAGCUGUUUCUCAGCAAAUUACAGUUUAUGUUGUUAAACACAGAGUCUUAUUUGAAAUGUAUUGCUUUAUUUUUCAAUUAAAAGUGGUUUUCUCCUA
This is a messenger RNA of Lemur catta (Ring-tailed lemur), 3416 nucleotides long. It is a transcript of the gene RNF138, whose product is annotated as ring finger protein 138. The record is from RefSeq and is a predicted model, not a curated record. The transcript is spliced from 9 exons. Lineage: Eukaryota; Metazoa; Chordata; Mammalia; Primates; Lemuridae. The coding region runs from base 348 to 1193 and encodes 281 amino acids.